Messenger RNA from Tetrahymena thermophila SB210, 1959 nucleotides. Its product is annotated as RasGEF domain protein. The transcript has a single exon. NCBI's taxonomy places the organism in Eukaryota, Ciliophora, Oligohymenophorea, Hymenostomatida, Tetrahymenidae. The record is from RefSeq and is a predicted model, not a curated record.
AUGACUAGCAAAACACUUAUCAAUAAUUUGGUUAUUCCCAAUUAAAUAGAGGAUACUAAUUUGGAGCAGAUUAAUGUUUAGUAAAUAGUCUCUUAGUUGGUCACAAAUUCUACUUUUUAUAAGGAAAAGAAAAGUGUAAUUAAAUCUUCUAGGGCUUAUUAUGCAGAUUAACCGUUAAGCAUAAAUGUAGGAGUUAAAUAUGAGCCCUAUGUAUUUGAGAAGAAUUUAAAGAAAAAUCAUCGGUCUAAAUUGGAAGAAGAAGUUUAUAAAAUAAAAUAAUACACGAUUGACAUCUAGAGAGCGGAUUAGGAGGCAAAAGUUAAAGAUAAAAAUUUUGAGAAAAUGAGAUAAUUAGAUAUGCAAAGUUUAGAGAAAAGGAUCCCAAAGUUAGCGAUUUUACAUAAGAUUUAAGCUUUUCAUAGACGAAAAUGUCCUUAAUUUGAUAUAAAUAAAUGCCUAAACAGAAAGAAAUAAUAUUCUGAUGAUAUUUCAAGAGAAGAAAUUAUUGAAAUGGAAGAAAAAAAGAUUUCUUAAUAAGUAGCUCGUAAAACAUUACUUCAAAGACAAUAGGAUAUAAUAAAGAGAUGUCUGUCUCCAAAGAUGAGAGAAGUCUUAGGAGUUCAUAUAGAAUUAAAAAACGAUAGUUUUGGAGAUGAAUCAAACAAUCACUAAACUUAUAAUUAAGCUAGACGUGUAAGCUCGUUUGGAUUUUCUAGCCGUACUCCUUCUAACCGUCACUAAACUCCUUGUUGCUCUUCUUUCCAUGACGAUAAUAUUUAAAAGAAUUAUAUGAAUAAAUCAUAUAAUAGCUCAAGAGCGUAAUCAUCUUCAGAAAAUAGAAGAAAAAAUUUAGUUAACUAGUCUUUGGAAAUGAAUAUGCAAUCAUAUGGAUAAACUUAUUAAGAAAGUUAAGCUUAACCUAUAAGCCAGAAAAGGCAUAGCUUUUUGUUCCCUGCAAGUCAUCAAAUUCUUUAGUAAAACAUUGAAUAAAGUAGUAUUUAGUAAUAUAAUUAAAACACUUAUAACGGCAGUACAUUAUAAUCUACGAUUUAAUAAGCUUAAAAUAAACGAAAAAUUUCUUCUGCAAUGUGUAGCCCCUAAAUACAGACACCAAUGUAAUAAAAUUCACCUGAAAGGGAAAAAUAAGAUCUAUUAAUGUAGAGAAAAUAGAGAGAGAAUAGCCCAAUGAGAUUCCUUUUCAAAAAAUAUGAAAACGUUGUAAAUGAAAGUUAUGAUGAUUUUAGAAUUGAAAUGAAAAAUAUAGCUGAUGUAUAUUUGCCACAUUAAAAAUAAAGUAAAAAUUCAAACAGUGGAACACAGCAAACUGAUACAAAUAAUGCUAAAACUUAAAACACAGAAAUAAAUUAAGCAAGAAAACUAUCAGUUUAAUAGAUCCUAAAUGCAAAUGCUACCAAUCAGAAUAUUUAUGAAUAGCUUUCAAGCCAAUAAAAUUUAUAGUAAAAUGCAAAUUAAAGAAAAUAGUCUAUUUCACUUUCAUAAAAUAACUAACAAAAAUCAAGAUUUAAUAAUUUUUAAUCUUCUUCUCCUCAGUAAUAGCAGUAAACUACUGCAGAUAAUUUUGAAACAUAAAAUGUAGAAAAUUCAGGAAUGCCAAGUUAAAAGCAGUCAACUACUGCAAAAGGCAGAUUCAUAGAGAAAAAUUAAGGGGUGUAGUAACUGAAUAAGACAUUAACAGAAUUUGAAAAAGAGAAUUAAAAAAUUAAAAAACAAGUAAAUAAUUUUUAAAAGAAUUUGGAAAAAAACGAUAAAAAAAUGGAUGAAGCAUUAGAAAUGAGACGAAAAUGUGAUUCUUACAAUGUAAGUGAUUUUCUAAUGAAGGUUCAAUAAAAAAAAAUAACUGAAUAAGAAGAAAAAUAAAAAUAAGAAACAAUAAAGAAAAAAUUUAGUAAAGUAGAAAGAAAUACUUAAAAUAAUGGGCAAAUACAUUAAAAUAAUUGA